Molecule: messenger RNA, 968 nt
Organism: Phragmites australis (common reed)
Lineage: Eukaryota; Viridiplantae; Streptophyta; Magnoliopsida; Poales; Poaceae
Product: thioredoxin-like protein HCF164, chloroplastic
Exons: 5
Coding region: 1-777 (258 amino acids)
Biological process (GO): cytochrome b6f complex assembly
Cellular component (GO): chloroplast thylakoid membrane
Source: RefSeq, a predicted model, not a curated record
AUGGCCAACGUGGUGGCCUCGAGGUGUUCCGGCCUCCUCCUCCCGUCGAACCUCGCGGGAGUCCGCCGUCGCUCGCCACCGCCCUCUUCCCAAAGCCUCCGUCCGCGGUGGGGCCCGCGCCGACCGAGGACCCUCGCCUGCGUCGCGCCUCCCGACUCAGCCACACGGCAGGAUGAGCAGAAUGUCAAAGCUGAGUCGACCGAACAAGAGGCUCAGACAAGUAGUGCGCCCGAGGAUGCUGGACUUACAGCUCUUCCAAAUAAGGAUCUCAACAGAAGGGUAGCAUUACUCUCGAUUCUUGGGGCAGUGGCUCUCUUUGCGUCGCAGAGGCUCGAUCUUGGUCAGGCUUCUCUCAAAGAUCUUUCAGCCAAUGCGGUGCCUUAUGAAGAGGCUCUUUCAAAUGGUAAGCCCACUGUUGUUGAGUUUUAUGCAGACUGGUGUGAAGUUUGUCGAGAAUUAGCUCCAGAUAUCUACAAAGUUGAGCAACAAUACAAGGACCGUGUCAAUUUUGUCAUGUUGAAUGUCGACAAUACAAAGUGGGAACAAGAGCUUGAUGAGUUUGGAGUAGAAGGCAUCCCUCAUUUUGCCUUUCUGGAUAGGGAAGGAAAUGAGGACGGCAAUGUAGUUGGGAGACUUCCAAAACAUUAUUUUCUUGAGAACGUGGUUGCUCUUGCUUCUGGUGAUCCCAGCAUACCUCAUGCACGAGUUGUCGGUCAGUUCUCAAGUGCAGAAUCUAGGAAAGUUCAUCAAGUUGCUGAUCCCAGAAGUCAUGGCUAGUAAAUAGUUGGCUGUGGCUAGCAGCCUAGCAGUUUCAGUUAUAUUGUCAAGACCAGUUGACACGAGGCGAUUCUAGGCUGUAUAUGCACAAUCAGUCUUGGAAUCAACUAUCAAGCAUGCGGGUGUUGGCAAGAGCUGGUAGAUUGCAUAAACCCCAGAAGAAAAGGCUAUAGCAAUCGUGUAUAUGGAUG